AUGAAGCUGCCGCUGCUGUUCUCCACUCUUUUGGUCACAGGACUGGCCAAGUGUCCAGAUGUGAAGUCUCUCGAUGUUUUCGACGCUACGAAGUACACCGGCCAGUGGUACGAGAUCGCGCGGUACCCCCUGAUCGGGGAGCUCGGUGAGACCUGCGUCCAGACCAACUACACCCUGAAAGAGGACGGCACCAUCCGACUGCAGAACCUCGGGAAGAAGCCGGACGGCAGCAUAGACUCCAUCAUGGGCACCGCCACCGUCAAGGACCCGGCGCACCCGGCCUCCCUCAGCGUCGUCUUCGACGAGGGCUUCCGCGGCAGCUACAACGUCAUCCGCACCGACUACACGCAGUCGGCGCUCGUUUACGCCUGUGACAGCCUGCUCGGCUUCACCCUGGAGUACGGCUGGAUCCUGUCCCGGACGGCCGAGCUGGACCAGACCGUGGUGGACGCGUACAAGCAGGUGCUAGCCGAUGCCGGCUCGGACACAACCCAGUUCUCGAUGACCCCGCAAGACUGCGGCAGUUUGUUCUAA
This is a messenger RNA of Pollicipes pollicipes, 534 nucleotides long. RefSeq names its product apolipoprotein D-like. NCBI's taxonomy places the organism in Eukaryota, Metazoa, Arthropoda, Thecostraca, Pollicipedomorpha, Pollicipedidae. The transcript has 2 exons. The record is from RefSeq and is a predicted model, not a curated record. Gene Ontology annotation, molecular function: pigment binding. Gene Ontology annotation, biological process: response to reactive oxygen species; lipid metabolic process. Bases 1 to 534 code for a protein of 177 amino acids. Gene Ontology annotation, cellular component: cytoplasm.